This is a messenger RNA of Hypoxylon fragiforme, 1379 nucleotides long. RefSeq names its product NAD(P)-binding protein. Gene Ontology annotation, molecular function: 3-beta-hydroxysteroid 3-dehydrogenase (NADP+) activity. Gene Ontology annotation, cellular component: lipid droplet; endoplasmic reticulum membrane; mitochondrial outer membrane. The record is from RefSeq and is a predicted model, not a curated record. Lineage: Eukaryota; Fungi; Ascomycota; Sordariomycetes; Xylariales; Hypoxylaceae. The coding region runs from base 184 to 1299 and encodes 371 amino acids. The transcript is spliced from 3 exons.
UUUCAGACAUUAUGAUUGUUGUCGGCCUAUGCGAUAUUGCCGCUCCAUCAGUAGUACCCUACCAUAUUCCGCUUCAAAUGGGGAUAUAUAAGGAUCAAGGCUGUCUGUAAUGGCAUCAAUGUCGAUGAAAAGGAACUUGCCUUCCAAUUAUUCAAUUACUUUCCACCCUAUCUCCUAUAGACCAUGGCAUCCACCGAAGGCUCAGUCCUCGUAACCGGAGCAAACGGCGGUCUCGCAUCCGACAUCGUAAAGCGGAUCCUCUCCUCACCGUCCCACGCGCAAGACUACCACGGGCUAUACACCGUCCGCAAGGUCGAGAGCGCCGACGUCGUGAAGAAAGUCCUCCGCAGCGCGGACAAGUGCCAGCACCACUACGAUCUCAUCGCCCUCGACCUAUCGAGUCUGGAAAGCGUGCGCAAAGUCGCAGCCGAUAUCAACGCGCGCGUCGCCAGGGGUGACAUCCCCCCGAUCCGGGCGCUCGUGCUGGCUGCUGCAUACCAGGAAUACGGCCCGCAGAGCAUUACUAAGGACGGCUUUGACUUGACGUUCCAGAGCACGUACCUCUCACACUUCCUCCUGACGCUCCUGCUGCUGCAGAGCAUGGAUAAGGAGAAGGGGCGGAUAGUUGUGCUGGGGAGCUGGACCCACGACACCACCGACCCCCGGAACAAGAUCGGCCCAGUCGGCCAAGCCUACGCGCCCGUCAAGUUCCACCAGUUAUUCUCGGACCCCGAAGGCAGCACGGAGGCCAUCGCCAAGGGGCGUUGGAGCUUCCUCGCAGAAGACGACGCGGACACCGCCUCGGCGGGCUUCAGACGGUACGGGGUGGCGAAGCUGAGUCAGGUCAUGAUGAUGCGCGAACUCUCCCACCGCCUCCCAACCGACCCCACCCUCUCGCACAUCUCAGUCCUAGCCCUCGACCCCGCGGCCAUGAUGUCGAGCCUCGCGCGCCGCAGCUCCUGGCUAACCCGGGUCCUCGUCCUGCGCAUCGUCGGCCCCGUAAUCGCACCACUCGCCACGUGGCUGAGCCCCAACGGCGGGUUGAGGACGACGUGGAAGUCGGCGGGGGAUGUGGUGAGGGCUUGCUUCGGGACGGAGGAAGAGGUGCUGGGAGUUGGAAAGGGGGGAGGGGUAAGGGAAGGGGGGAGGGGUGUUAAUGGGGUGUACCUGAACGGCUCGGAGGUCGCGGAUGUGGGGCCCGAGGCGAAGGAUGAGGAGAAGGGUCGGAGGCUGUGGAGGGAUGGUGUAGGGUAUGCGGCGGUGCGGGAGGGGGAUACGGUGUUGGUGGAUUGGCGGUAGGUUGGGUAGUUUACCUUGGUAUGGGUAUACGUUGAGUUGUAGGUCUUUCUUGGUGUUCUAAAAUGUGUUUUCUACUUCAU